AUGAAAUUAUUAAUAUUAAUUGCCAUUCUUUUUGUUGCAUCAUUUCUAGCAGUUUCAGGUGAUCCUGAAGCUACUACAUGUCCAGUCGUUUGCUAUGCUACCAGUGACAAUGGACAAUGUCAUUACCAGUGUGCUGCUGGGUGCCGUAAGACAGGUCCCCAAAAUGUUGGCAUGUUUAUUGAAGCUCUGACCAAUAAAGGGUAUCCAUGUAGAUAUGAAGGUGCUUCUGGUAUAGAAGGGAAAAUCAAUCAAUCAAAUAUAAUCUCACAAUACAAAUCAUCAUUAAUAUAA
This is a messenger RNA of Cavenderia fasciculata, 291 nucleotides long. RefSeq lists its product as uncharacterized. Lineage: Eukaryota; Evosea; Eumycetozoa; Acytosteliales; Cavenderiaceae. The transcript has 2 exons. Bases 1 to 291 code for a protein of 96 amino acids. The record is from RefSeq and is a predicted model, not a curated record.